AUCUCAUAAGAAGGUUUGGGUCUUACCAAGGUGACUUACAAAUCCAGUCUCCCAGAUAUUGGGGACACAUCAGAGUAGUCCAAGAGCUUCGGGUUGGAGAUUUGCUAAGGUAGGCUUUGGAUUCAAACAACCUGACUCCCUCCCAGCUCCGCCACCAGUAAAAUGUGAGUUCAUAGGAGUUGUCAUUGGGCUGGUGUUGAUAAAUGGGAGUCAGCAAAAAUAAUAGCACACAAAUGUUGAUUAAAUUUUUAGCUUUUCCUUGGGAGUUUUGAAUAGAAGAAGUUCUGCCCUUCAGAAAGUUUUAAAGUGAGCAAAUGCAGAGUAAAGGCACGAUACAGUAGGGCUUUGACGCCCUGGACCACCACCGCUCACACUCUUGGCCCACGGAGGUGUGAUGCGGCCUCAAGUUGUGAGUGAGAAGCAGGCUCGAUCCGCUGGGGCAGGAGGCGGGUGUCACUGCCUGGGUUCCUGGAGACCGGUGGGGUGGACCGACCCAGGGCAGGCUCCGCCUUCAGUGCUAGCACCGCCCCGAUGCCUUUCCCUUCGCUUUCCGGACCGGGCCAAGGUUCAGUGGUGAGGUGGUGGCCUCAGGAGCCUGGGCCAUGGGGACCCGAGCCACCGGAGCUGCGGGCCCUGGGGCACCCCUGGAGUUGGCCCUGCUGCUGCUGCUGCUGCUGCUGCUGCUGGGGCCCCGGCUGUCGGCCGGCGGCCCCGGGACUCCGCCGCUCUUCAACGUCAGUCUGGACGCGGCCCCGGAGCUACGCUGGCUGCCGAUGCUGCAGCACUACGACCCGGACUUCGUGCGCUCCGCGGUGGCGGAGGUCAUCAGCAACAGGGUUCCCCAGUGGGUCCUCGAGAUGAUCGGAGAGGUGGUGUCGAAGGUGGAGAGCUUCCUGCCCCAGCCCUUCACCGACGAGAUCCGUGGCAUAAGCAACUUCUUCAACGUCAGCCUGGCCGAGGGUAUCUUGGUCAACCUGGCCUAUGAGGCCUCCGCAUUCUGCACCAGUAUUGUGGCUCAAGACUCCCAAGGCCACAUUUACCAUGGCCGGAACCUGGACUACCCUUUUGGAAAUGCCUUGAGAAAGCUGACGGUGGACGUGCAGUUCCUAAAGAACGGGCAGAUUGCCUUCACGGGGACUACUUUCGUUGGCUAUGUCGGACUGUGGACAGGUCAGAGUCCACACAAGUUUACAGUUUCUGGCGAUGAACGAGAUAGAGGCUGGUGGUGGGAGAAUGCUAUCGCUGCAAUCUCUCUGGGACACUCUCCGGUCAGCUGGCUUAUCCGCAAAACCCUGAGUAACUCAGAGAACUUUGAGGAGGCUGUUUACACUCUGGCCAAGACGCCCCUCAUUGCUGAUGUUUACUAUAUCGUUGGGGGCACCGCGCCCCGGGAGGGGGUCGUCAUCACCAGGGACAGAGGUGGCCCAGCGGACAUUUGGCCUCUUGACCCUUUGAAUGGAGCGUGGUUCCGGGUUGAGACAAAUUAUGAUCAUUGGAAGCCUGUACCCAAGAGGGAUGACCGAAGAACACCAGCCAUCAAAGCCCUAAAUGCCACAGGGCAAGCACACCUCAGCCUGGAGGCCCUUUUCCAGGUUUUAUCUGUGUUUCCUGUGUAUAACAACUACACAAUCUAUACGACAGUGAUGAGCGCUGCCGAGCCCGACAAGUACAUGACCAGGAUCCGAAACCCAAGCGAGAGGUGGUUAUUUUCGAAGAGCUGCAUUUGAAAGACCAGAACAGAGAGAGUGUCGCACUGCUUUGUGAGGACGUGGGCUCCCUCCUCAUGCUGCUUUUCUGCCUGCGCCUGGGAGGGGAUCUCUUAGCGCCUGUCUGGAGCACCCGAGAGUCGCCCCUUGUCUUGCAGCCUCCCCACUUCCUGGUCCCCGUGAUCUUCAUUAACAACCCGCCCUGGCUGGAACAACCCCGAUAACCGGUAACUGGUAACCGGUGUCAGAGGUCAGGGUGUAUCUGGCUGCUCUCAGUUUCCCGUGAUGCUGUGUUCCCACUUCCGCCUUUCUGCUGAAGAAGUGGCAGGCCCGGCUACCGUCACUUCACGUGGAGGGCUGGGGACAAGCCCAGGAAAAGUUUCUCCUCAGGCUGGGGUGCAGCUCAUGGCAGAGUUUGCCCAACAAGGCAAAGCCCUGGGUUCCAUCCAGAGCACCACAGAAUAAAGAAAGAAAUCAAAGUUUUCUCUGAAAAGUGGAGAACUGUAGUUUGAGUAGAAUUUGUUUAAAGGUAUGUUAGUCUUUCAUAUUUCCACAUAGUGACACUUUUACUUUUUAUAAACUUCUAAUGUAUUUUUUAAAAUGUGGACCUUAUUUUUAAAAAAAAAACCUACUUUCUUACUACUUUUGAAAAUGAUAUGAAACCAAAUAACUUCCUGUCAUUGUUUAUUGUUUGUUAAUAAAAUGUCAAAAGGUCUUGUCAGGGAGAAUAAAAACUUGCAGGACAUCGAA
Messenger RNA from Peromyscus californicus insignis, 2456 nucleotides. It is a transcript of the gene Naaa, whose product is annotated as N-acylethanolamine acid amidase. Gene Ontology annotation, cellular component: lysosome. Gene Ontology annotation, molecular function: fatty acid amide hydrolase activity. The record is from RefSeq and is a predicted model, not a curated record. The transcript is spliced from 11 exons. Bases 603 to 1727 code for a protein of 374 amino acids. Gene Ontology annotation, biological process: fatty acid metabolic process. NCBI's taxonomy places the organism in Eukaryota, Metazoa, Chordata, Mammalia, Rodentia, Cricetidae.